AACCUGUCUGGCCCGAAGCUCCUGUAGCGGCGUAACUUCAGAGUUAAUGCUGUGGGUUUCGUGACAGCUCGACUGGCACGACCAGCGGACUUCAAGGGCUGGAACACCUGUUUUCGCGAACGAAAGCCACGACAACAGAGCCAAGAUGUUGAACAUGUGGAAAGUGAGGGAUCUGGUUGAUAAAGCAACCAAUGUUGUGAUGAACUACACAGAAAUUGAGUCUAAAGUUCGAGAAGCUACAAACGACGACCCAUGGGGGCCUUCUGGACAGUUAAUGGGGGAAAUUGCCAGAGCCACGUUCAUGUACGAGCAGUUUCCAGAGGUCAUGAACAUGCUGUGGACCAGAAUGCUGAAAGACAACAAGAAGAAUUGGAGAAGAGUUUACAAGUCUUUAUUGCUGUUGGCAUACCUGGUCAGAAACGGAUCUGAACGGGUGGUCACCAGCGCAAGAGAGCAUCUCUAUGACCUGCGUUCUAUCGAGAGCUAUCAUUAUGUAGACGAAAAUGGGAAGGAUCAGGGCAUCAAUGUGCGUCAGAAGGUGAAGGAGAUGAUAGAACUUGUCCAGGAUGACGACAGAUUGAGGGAGGAGAGGAAGAAGGCGAAGAAAAACAGGGACAAAUACAUCGGAGUGUCUUCUGACAGCAUGUCGGGUUACAGAUACUCGGAGGAUAAGUUUGAUUUCAAAGAAUCUCGCUCUAAAUGGGAUGAAGACUGGGACAAGAGCAAGGGGCCGUUCCCUUUCAGUGAGACACUGGGAGAGAUCAGCGAUAAGAUUGGAAGCACCAUUGAUGACACCAUCAACAUGUUCCGCAAAAAAGAUAGGGACGAUUCACCUGACAGAUUCAGUGAGGGAGAUGAGGACAGAGGUCGGGGAGCACGAAACGGGGAGUCGAGAAAAACAGAAUUCAAAGAUAAUGAAGAGACCGUGACAACCAAAAGCGUUCAGAUCGUCCAGGCCACAGAGACCACUGCCACUCGAAAAAGAGGAGGCGUCCCCUCCAAAACAAUAGAUCUGGGAGCAGCUGCACGUUACAUUGGCGAUAAACCCUCCACCCAGGCAAACCCCAGCCAGACAACAUCGGCAGUGAGCCAGCCAAGUUCUGGUCUGGUGGACUUGUUCUCUGCAGAUCCUGCACCUGCUAAGCCAGCCUCCAAAGAUUUAAGCUCUGAUCUGAUUGGAGGGUUUGCCGAUUUUUCGUCUCCUGCAGCUGCGGCUAGUCUUCCAUCAUCCACUGCCCCGGCAUCUAGUGGAAACGGAGACUUUGGGAAUUGGAACGCCUUUUCUUCUGCCCAGCCAACCGCGCCUGCAGCUCAGCCUGUUAACCCUUCAGGAAUAGAUCUUUUCUCAGGUCUCCAGGCCGCUCCUGCUCCUACUCCUGUCUCCACAGCACCCUCCGCUGACCUCUUUGACCUAAUGGGCUCCUCUCAGAGCACUAGCUUCAGCACAUCCCAAAGCAUGAACUUCUCCAUGACCAACUCUCAGACCAUGGGUCUGCCAAUGUCCAAAUCUCAGACUAUAGGUGACCCACUGGUGCCCCAACAACCAGUAGGCCAGCAGCCCAGUCCCAAAGCCUCUAUGCCAUCAACUUGGUCCAAUUCUAUUGUAGACAUAAGCCUAGACUACCUCGGCCCCGGCAUGCACCCACCCAAACCUUCUCAGCCGACACUCAGCAUGAUGCAGCAAGGAGUUCAGACUCCAGUCAACAUGAUGACUCAGGGUUUCGCUGGAAUGAACCUGGGCAUGCAGGCCACCCCGACAACGGUCAGACCACCCGCCAACACCAUGAUGGGAGGUAUGAACAUGGGUAUGCAGCCUGGUAUGGCAGGUGGUGCUAUGUGCAUGCCAGCCAUGGGAGGAAUGCCACUCAAUCAGGGCAUGAUGGGAAUGAAUAUGAACAUGGGCAUGUCUACAGCUGCCAUGGGCAUGACAGGAAACAUGGGCACAGGAAUGCAAGUCAUGGGGAUGAGUGGGGCCGUGGGACAACCUAAGCAAGAUGCCUUUGCAGAUUUUGCCAACUUUGGGAAAUGAAUGGGUGAGAGUAUUAGGUAAACACAUCCUUCUGCGAUACGACCCUGAAGAAGCAAUGAAGAGCUAGAAUACAAAGACUACCUGAAGAUGUCAAAUAAAACCACGCAGGAAAUGUUUGUUUAAAUGGUAAUGAUGUACAACUGGAUGAUUUUGUUAUUUUCUAUGUUCUUCUGUUCAGCUGUACCAAGGAGCCCUGUUGAGGGCGGUUGGUUAGUUCUGAUAAUCAUGUCGGUCAUUGCACAUGCACAUCCCACACUUCUAUGACGUUGGGAUUUCGCUUUAAGUAAAAACAAGCCUUACUGUAGGAUUGGUUGAAGAAAUGUAAUAAUGAAUUUCUUUGGUUGACUGUAGACUUCAACCCACUUACACAACUUAUUGAAUUAACCCAGAAUGUACUUGGGUUCCUAUGCUAUAGAAAGGUCCUAAUGAUGAGUUUAUAGUAUGCCUUCCCUAUAUGCCUUAAAAUUACAAUAUGUAAAUAUAUUUGCACACGGACAAUAAAUUAUUGAGAUUAUUAACAAAUUAUGCUGGUGAGGAUUUUUGUGUGGAGUAAAGCCUCUAAUCACUUGCCAUUUUGUAUUUGAUUUUUAUUAAGAAACAUUUUCUGAAGUAAAAUGAAGAAACAUAUACAAUGACAAUUACAAAUGAAAACCAUUGUGGCCUUUUUGAAUGGUUUGUCUAUACUUUUUGAAUAGAAAUCAGAUCUACUUUGCAUCUUUAUGAAAGUGCAAAGUCUAAGUCAUAAGAACACAUUGUGCCUAUCCGUCUGUUGCCUCUAUUUUCCUAAAUAUUUCAUCAGACAAUAUGAAAAGAACAGUAUUUCCUAAAAGUACUGUUAUAGAUACACAUCUAGUGACGUAUAUAUAUAUGCGCACACUUUUUUUAUGUUUUUGCAUGAUUAAGUUAUAAGGAAGAGUUUGGAUGACUAAGAGGAUUUUUAUAUACAUUUGAACCUGAUAUGGGUUCGUAUUUUAUACACGUCUGCUCAUGCUGAGUGUAUAGUCUGUGUAACCAGUGAAUUUUGCGCAGGUAUAGCACUGUGAGUUUGAUGCUGUAUCUAGAGGACCAUCACUGUAUUGUCCCUGAUGCCUUCACCCGUUCUGUGGGUUUUUACACACAGAAUGACCAAAUUCUUCCUUUUUUCCUUUUGAAGGUAUGGAUUAUAUGUUUGUAGUCAGGUCUGUAGGAUCUCAACAAUUCAGUUGGUUAUGGGUUAGGGAAUAUUAUUGGAAACACUAUAUGUUUAUGCAAAUCUACGGCAAGCAACAAAAAAUCUUCCAUUGAGAAUGUUUAAUGUUUUCCAUUUCUUACAAUGACUUGAUUGUACUUAUGAUCUUUUAUGAAUGACAAUAAAGAGUUGAUUUCCA
This is a messenger RNA of Triplophysa rosa, 3396 nucleotides long. RefSeq names its product clathrin interactor 1a (gene clint1a). NCBI's taxonomy places the organism in Eukaryota, Metazoa, Chordata, Actinopteri, Cypriniformes, Nemacheilidae. Gene Ontology annotation, molecular function: phospholipid binding; clathrin binding. Gene Ontology annotation, biological process: endocytosis. The record is from RefSeq and is a predicted model, not a curated record. The transcript is spliced from 12 exons. Gene Ontology annotation, cellular component: endosome; clathrin vesicle coat; plasma membrane. The coding region runs from base 146 to 2029 and encodes 627 amino acids.